Messenger RNA from Mauremys reevesii (Reeves's turtle), 330 nucleotides. Its product is annotated as cocaine- and amphetamine-regulated transcript protein-like. The record is from RefSeq and is a predicted model, not a curated record. The transcript has 3 exons. Gene Ontology annotation, molecular function: neuropeptide hormone activity. Bases 1 to 330 code for a protein of 109 amino acids. Gene Ontology annotation, biological process: adult feeding behavior; negative regulation of appetite; positive regulation of MAPK cascade. NCBI's taxonomy places the organism in Eukaryota, Metazoa, Chordata, Testudines, Geoemydidae.
AUGGACAGCCCCAGGUGGCUGCUGCUCGCCGCCGGCUGCUGGCUGCUGCUGCUUCCGCCCGGGGACUGGGGGCUGGAGACCAGGGCACUCCGCAGCUUUUACCUCCAGGAGCUCCCUCCAUCCAGCGAGAAGGAGCUGCUCGGGGCUUUGCAGGAGGCUCUGGAGAAGCUGCAGAAAAAGCGAAUUCCACCCUGGGGCAAGAAACUGGGACAAGUGCCAGUGUGCGACCUGGGGGAGCUAUGCGCCGUCAGAAAAGCCUCCCGAACUGGAAAGCUGUGCAACUGCCCCAGAGGCUCCACUUGCAACUUUUUUCUGCUGAAAUGCUUGUAA